This is a messenger RNA of Prorocentrum cordatum, 1405 nucleotides long. The record is from the annotation of a GenBank genome assembly. NCBI's taxonomy places the organism in Eukaryota, Dinophyceae, Prorocentrales, Prorocentraceae.
UUUGGCUCAAGCCAUUUUGGCUCAAGCCUUUUCCCGUGGCCCGUCCUUCGGUCUCCCGCGCAGGGCGCGCAUGGCCGUGAGGGCGCCGCUGGAGGGUGCGGGCUUGGGAGCGAUGGCGGCGGGGAGACGGCCGUGGCGGCCGUCUGAGGCGUUGUGGAGGCCUCAGCGCGAGCGGCGGGCCGCACAGCGCUGGGCAGCCCUCUCCCGCGAGCGCCUGGUGGAGCGCCAGGCGUCCGAGCUCGUGGAGCUGCGGAGCCUGGCAUCGGCCCCCCCCAGCGUCCUGCGCCGCCUGGCGCUUGUGGCGCCCGUGCUGAUCGCCCAGGAGUACGGCGGGCCGCUGGAGGAGGAGCGCAUCCUCGAGCGCAAUGUGGGGUGCCACGCGCGGGCCCUCCCGCGGCCUGGCGCUCCGCGGGCCGCCUGGAGGAGGGCGCAGCGCGGGCCGCGCACUCCGUGCCCGAGGUCGGCCGUAGCGGCGAGCUCAGCGGAGGCGGAGCCGCGGGCCGUGGGCGCGGAUGCCAUUCACGUCGCUGAUCUGGAAGCGGAGCUCCUAGCGGAGGCUGACGCCCAGGCGAGCGGCGGUGCGUUCCCUCCCCCGCCAGGCGUUUGGCUGGUCGCUGACCCACUGGCAGGAGCGAGGGCCUUCCGGGAGGGCUUCGACGCGGGCUGGCGCCUUGCUGGGACGAUCUCCGGCGCUCCGCGGGGCGGCGACGGCGUGGUGCUGCAGGAGCAGUGCGUGCCCUCCUCGUCCUUCCGUGGCGCAUGGGAGGUCUGCAGCGACGGUGCGUGCGGCGGCGGGCAGGCUGCCCCUGCCGCCAGGGCAGAGCCUGGCCCUCCCCGCGAGGAGGUCUGGAAGGCAGGCGCGGCGAUGGAGGAGGACGGCAGGGCCGCCCUCCAUGCGCCGUGCCGUGCGUUCGAUGGUGUGCAAGGCGGUACUGCAGGCGAGAGGGCGCCGCGGCCGCCGCUGCUUCUGGAGAGCCUGGCGGGCCCAGGCAGUGACGACGGCUUCGAUGACAGCUUUGUGGACGGCCCUGUCGACGGCGACGCGGACGGGGACACGACCUGCCCAGGACACCCCGCCCGUUCGGAGCCCGACAGCCACGUCCUGGAGUAUCUGGACCGCUUCGGCGCGGCGGUGCUGAGCGGCGGCACGGCCGUGGAGCUGGGGAGGGGCACCGCUGGCUCCGUGCGGGCCGCUGCUGCGGCGAGUGCCGAGUGGUACCUCCGUUUCCUCGAUGAGUUCGGCUUGGCCGCGGUGGCUGCUGCGGCCCGCGGGCCGCUUUCGGGAGUGGAAUCGCUCCUGGACCUCGCCGAAGGCCGCGCCGAGGUUUGGCUUCAGCAGCGGGAGCUUACACUCGGAGACAGGGCAGAGGAAGAUCGCCGCGCUGAGAGCUUACUGUUGCAGUAG